This is a messenger RNA of Cyprinodon variegatus (sheepshead minnow), 1754 nucleotides long. It is a transcript of the gene ctdspl2a, whose product is annotated as CTD small phosphatase-like protein 2-A. Bases 211 to 1635 code for a protein of 474 amino acids. NCBI's taxonomy places the organism in Eukaryota, Metazoa, Chordata, Actinopteri, Cyprinodontiformes, Cyprinodontidae. The transcript has 13 exons. The record is from RefSeq and is a predicted model, not a curated record. Gene Ontology annotation, molecular function: phosphoprotein phosphatase activity.
CAGCGUUCUGUUUGUGCUGAGGCGGGAAAUGGCGUCCGAAGACACGGCUGUUCUGCGACUUUAGCCACUGAGAGACGGACACAGCUGGCGGAAACAAGCACGGCUCGACCUCCAAACGGCGGCCGCCACGGUCGACACUGACAACGCCCUGUCGGAUUUUUUUUUUUACGAGCAUCCGAAGUGAUCGGUUUUUCUAUGUGACUCCGGAGCAUGAUGAGGCUGAGAGUGCGUAAAGCUCCUCAGCAGCCAAACAAAGGCCACCGAACGCACCCGUCCCUGGCCAAACGAAAACACAGAGAGGUGGAGCCGUCCCCGCCGAGAGGCCGAGGCAAAAUGCAGAAAAAUGAAACUGGGCUCCUCUCCACCAUAAAGAAGUUUAUCCGUGGGAAUGCUGUGAAGGUGGAGCAGGAAAUCCCGGCCAAGCGAAGUCGCAUUGAUUGUAAUUCAGACGAUGAGCUCAUUACUUCAACGCCUCAGACCCGGGGUCUGGCCAACAAGUCCGUGUCAAGAGUUUGCAGAAAAACUCAAAGUAAAGACGCAACGACCUGCAACAGUAAACCUAUGAAACCAAAUGGUAAACUGGAGGCUACAGUAGACUCACCGAGCAGCCCGCCACGCACAACCCUCCUGGGAACCAUCUUCUCUCCAGUUUUCAACUUUUUCUCACCAGCAACUAAAACUGCCACUCCAGGCUCAGAUUCACCGGGCCAAGCCGUGGAGGCGGAGGAAAUCAUUAAACAGCUGGACAUCGAGCAGGCAGAAGAAAUGCCAAGCAGUACUCUGACAUCCAGGGAUGGAAUCACUCCGUGUCACACCAUCCAGAUGUCGCCUCAGAGGCUUCAGAUCCCCUCCGAGACGACCAUCGAAGAAGGAGAAAUCGUCACUGAAACGGACAUACCCCCAUUAACAGCUCCUGGGUGUAUGCCAGAUGGCAGCUACCAACACUCUUUACCUUCAGCACCUGCAGAAACCUCGUAUGAGGAGGACUGGGAGGUUUUCGACCCGUACUUCUUCAUCAAGCAUGUGCCUCCGCUGACAGAAGAACAGUUAACGCGUAAACCAGCUUUACCUUUGAAAACACGCAGCACACCUGAGUUCUCGCUGGUCUUGGAUCUGGAUGAAACCUUAGUCCACUGCAGUCUGAAUGAAUUAGAAGAUGCAGCCCUGACAUUCCCUGUGCUCUUUCAGGAUGUAAUCUACCAGGUCUAUGUCCGAUUGAGGCCCUUUUUCCGAGAGUUUCUUGAGCGCAUGUCUCAGUUGUACGAGAUUAUUCUCUUCACUGCUUCAAAAAAAGUCUAUGCAGAUAAGUUGCUCAACAUACUGGAUCCGAAAAAACAGCUAGUAAGACAUAGACUGUUUCGGGAGCACUGUGUUUGUGUUCAAGGAAAUUAUAUCAAAGACCUGAACAUUCUCGGACGGGAUCUGGCAAAGACGGUCAUAAUCGACAACUCCCCCCAAGCCUUUGCCUAUCAGCUAACUAAUGGAAUCCCAAUCGAAAGCUGGUUUGUGGAUAGAAACGACAAUGAGCUUUUAAAGCUCAUUCCUUUCCUUGAGAAGCUGGUGGAGCUGAACGAAGACGUCAGACCGCACAUCAGAGAACAGUUCCGUUUGCACGACCUCCUUCCUCCAGACUGAGGAUCCUCCGUUCAUGCGUCACUUCAACAUUGUUUGUGGGAAAGACUCGGCAGAAGGAGAUGUUCAGUGGUUUUCUGUUUGCGUAAACAUUGCCAUAGCUAAAAAAAAAAAAAGAAGAA